ACCAAACUCCAAAACAUCCAAUCUACAUAUGCCUCCUCCAGCAAUGCUAGCUUUUGAUGAUGGUUUAGACAACGAAUGGAAGGGUUUCACGGUUUUCCCUGGAGAAAACCUUAGCCCUAACCCUAAACCUAAUUUCAACUUCUUGGCGAAGAAGGCAAUUAUGGACAGCGAGAAAUCAACCGGUCCUAUGCUCUCCCAUUCUUCGGCAACAGACGACAGCUUCAGAAUCGUGUUGCCGCCGGCGAUGCCUCCACCCAGAGACUCAGCCGUUCCGCUUCCUAUGCUCCCUGAGCCAAUAAGAAUCCAAAAGAAACUUGGCCGCCAAGAAUCAUUCCAUUUCAUGAGGAAAUCUCGCUACUCGGAGAAAAUCCUCUACAAGGAAGAAGAUUUCAAAUGCAACGUCUUCUGCUUGGCCCUACCUGGAUUCGGUAAACACAAGCCGGUUAGAUCUUCUUCCAAACGCCAAGAUUCUAUGGAGAAGAAGAUGAUGAAAACGUCUUCCUUCACCUACUCCACUGUUUCGAUACGCGCCUCGCUGGAGAAGUUCGAAUGCAGUUCUUGGGCAUCAACCACGGCCCUAACCCAAGAUCACGGUCGUAUGUAUUUCGAAUUCCCCGUGGAGAUGAUGAAGUGCAACAGCCGUGGAAACGGAGGGAGAGAUGUGCAAGAACCGGUGACUUCUGGUUUCUUGUUCGAUAGAGAGACAGAGACUAUGGCUCUUAGAAGUGUUUUGAAGACGAGGAGUUCACGGUCGUCGGGAAGAGAUCACCAAAGAUCAGCUGAGACUUCGCCACUACGCCGUGUGAGAUUUUCAGAUUCUUCUUCGGCGUCGGUCUCGUGCCCUACUUCGCCGCGAUCUUGUAUCACCCCUCGAUUGCGUAAGGCUAGGGAUGAUUUUAAUACCUUCUUGUCUGCUCAAAACGCUUGAGAAACGAAAAACCGACACCACGAGUUUUUUUUUUUUAAUAUGAAAAUAUGUUACCUGUAUUUCAUAUAUGUAUGUGUAUGUAAUGUAUCUACGGAUGCUGUGUAAAUA
Molecule: messenger RNA, 1036 nt
Organism: Brassica oleracea var. oleracea
Lineage: Eukaryota; Viridiplantae; Streptophyta; Magnoliopsida; Brassicales; Brassicaceae
Exons: 1
Coding region: 29-928 (299 amino acids)
Biological process (GO): photosystem I assembly; response to photooxidative stress
Cellular component (GO): chloroplast thylakoid membrane
Source: RefSeq, a predicted model, not a curated record